AUGGCUAACCGUCGAUAUUCAACGGUUCAAUACAAUGCUAUCACACAACAACCGGAAAAGACAUCAACAUCAUCUACUCGGGAAACUCUCAUUUCCAGUCGCGCUUUAUCACCACAAUCACAUGCUAACACCGCCAAGAAACAUUUCUUCUUCUCCACUAGUAACAUUCGUUUCUGGACUACUGGACGAUCCGGAAAGAAGACAUCUCGAGGAAAAUUAUCAAAUUCUGCUGCUGAUAUUGUUAAUCAUGGUGAUCAAUUGAGUUAUGUUAAAGAGGAACGGAAUAUAUUACGUAGGCUCAUUCCUUCAGUCAUCGAUGUAACUUUUGUCAUCAGCAAUGCAAGAAGUAUUGCAUAUUAUUUCUAA
Molecule: messenger RNA, 366 nt
Organism: Acanthocheilonema viteae
Lineage: Eukaryota; Metazoa; Nematoda; Chromadorea; Rhabditida; Onchocercidae
Source: the annotation of a GenBank genome assembly